This is a messenger RNA of Drosophila gunungcola (fruit fly), 2989 nucleotides long. RefSeq names its product glycosaminoglycan xylosylkinase homolog. Bases 1174 to 2439 code for a protein of 421 amino acids. NCBI's taxonomy places the organism in Eukaryota, Metazoa, Arthropoda, Insecta, Diptera, Drosophilidae. The record is from RefSeq and is a predicted model, not a curated record. Gene Ontology annotation, biological process: protein phosphorylation. Gene Ontology annotation, molecular function: phosphotransferase activity, alcohol group as acceptor. The transcript is spliced from 5 exons. Gene Ontology annotation, cellular component: Golgi apparatus.
UUACUUCUUGCUUCACUUUUUGUUUUGAUUUUCCUUUAUUUUACAUCUGCGCCGAAAAAACGCAUGUUUUCCCCCCAAUUUCAUCGGCAUAAACAAAAGCUAUUUAUACACGAAUCAGCCAAACAAGCGCCGAACUAAGUGCUUUGUUUUAAACGGCGACCGCAGAAGAUUUCCGUUUUUGAAUGCGUGUGGUUGGGCCUGUGGAUGUUGGCCAAAAACGAGGAGGCGGCCAAUUAAAGCAGCAGCAGAAGAGGAAGCACACGAUUUAUUGGGCCAUUGUGGCUGCCAAGAAUCCAAGAAUCCGAAAGGGGCCACUUCACGCUUGUAAACAAACGGGUUUUCGAUGAUAUACCGGAUCGGAUAUGGGCAUUUAUAGCUUGAGCUACCAUUAGCCCAAAUAAGUUCUGAUUAUGAAGUUAAAGUUCUAGUCUACAUUGUCAUCAAGAUUAGUUCGUCACAUACAAAAUAAGACGUACUUCAAGUCAGAACAAAGUUCUUUAAGUCAAAUUCCGUCAACUUUCGGUACAUAUAGUUUAUUCACUACCAAACUUCUCAGAACAGGAAUCUAUCCAUCAUUAACAUUUUAAUGAGUACUUAAUUGGGUCAUAUAAAUUAAGAUUAACUAGUUAAAGUACAUUGAGAAGACACACCUAACACCUCGAACCAGAAAUUAAAUAAUCUCUAAAAGACGAUGCUAUUUGCCAAGAAUUCGAGGGUUAAUGGGGUCAUCGUCUGUAAACAAUUAACCGGAUCUGAUUAACUUGUUGCAGUAGGUAAACAAAAUAAGUUAGAACCCGGAACAGGACUACUUUCCUACUGCUGACAAUUUAAUUAAUGUUUACACGGACUAGAUGCAAACGAAAUUAAUUUGCAAAACAAUGGACUGAUGCAAACAGUUGUUAGCCGAUGUCUGCCAAAAAAAAAAAUUAAAAGGAAGGGCAACAUUAGCAGAAACUACAACAAUUGCCAAAGCAGCAGCAACAAUUGCAAGAACUAUAGCAAAUAUUGCAUGUAAAACAGCAACAAUAGCACGAUAGUCCGCAACAACAGCAACAUGCCACUGCGGCAGCCCGGCCAUAUCAACAUUUCGGCUAGAAUUGAGCAAUUUGCCAGUGCUGCUGCUGCCGCAGCGUAUACGUAGUAUUAAAAAUAGGCUAACGCCCAGGCUACAGGAUGAACAAGCGCAGCGUCAUCAUCGCGGGAAUCGUGGCCAGCCUUCUCGGCCUGGUGCUUGGUGCCAACUUCUACUUCAUGUAUUAUCUGAGCGCCGAGGAGGGACAUUUGGCCAGCGUUCGGGCGCUGGAGAACAUGAUCCGGCAUAAGAUGAGACACCUGAAGCCCAACUACCUCAAUCGCAAUCCACGCUUCUUCAUGUUCCGCAACAAGCUGCUUAAGAACUACAAGGCGGCGCCCUACGAGAACGCCAGUGUCCUCUGGGACAUUGCCAACUGGUGGCCGCAUGAAAACGAGGUUUAUCCAUUGUACGACUCAUCGAUGGGCCAGCUCUUGGAAACAAUGCGCCGUGAACCGAUCACUAGAGUGAGCAAUCUGGGUCGCGGCACCCAGCUGAAGCUGCUGAUGAAGCUGUCACAGCAACAAAAGGUGAUCUUUAAGCCGCAAUGGUACCCGCGUGAUGAGGUCAUCGAGGGAAUGGUGUACAGCGGCAAGGAUCGGCACACCGCCGAGGUAUAUGCCUUCUAUCUGGGCGCCGUGCUCGACUUUCGGUGGACGCCCAUCGUAGUGGGUCGAGUGGUGAACUUGAAGAAGGAGAUCUACGCCAACGGUGACCAGGAACUCCAGCAAACCAUAAACAUCGAAACGGACGAGGAGGGCAAGGAAACGUACUGCCUGUUCGGAAAGUGUCACUACUGCAACGAGGAGGAGACCGUCUGUGGGGACGAGAAGCACAACAUCGAGGGCGUGCUCAUCUAUAUCGUUCCGGGAACGAUGGCCAAGCGGCGGUCUCCGUGGCAGCGAACCUACAAGGAAGACAGGCGGGCGCCAUGGGAGGACGACAUGACCUACUGCAAGGCAUUGAAGAACAAAAUGGAGACCAUUCGUCUGCUGGACCUCAUAGAUGUGGCCAUUUUCGAUUAUCUCAUCCAGAAUGGGGAUCGCCAUCACUAUGAGACGCGUGAGGAGCGCGUGGUGCUAAUCGAUAAUGGGAAGGCUUUUGGCAAUCCGAACAAGGAUCACUUAGAUAUCCUGGCGCCCCUUUACCAAUGCUGCCUCUUACGAAAGUCCACGUGGGAUCGCCUGCAGGUUUUCUCAGGCGGCGUGCUAACGGAAAUCGUCGAUCGGCUGUCCAAACAGGAUGCCCUCUAUCCACUUAUCACCGAUAAACAUAAAAAAGGAGUGGAGCGGCGACUUCUGGUGGUCUAUGCGGUUGUGGAGCACUGCAUGGACAUCGAAGGCGAUAAAAUGUUCAAAACUCUGUAGUUCAAGCUUGAGAUUAAGGCUAAAAUGGUUGAUAAUCCUGGAUAGAGCUUCCGGAACUCACUUUCCACUUCCUAAUUAAGAAGUUAGCUAAAAGUAGCUAGAAACUAUUCUUAUAAUUUUAGUCAAUGCUUUCCUUCAACGGCUGUCAAUAUCCCCUUUGUUACGACAGGAAAAACUUUUCGUAGUUUUUUUAACGUUAUUGAUUUUAAAUAGGCUAACAAUUUCCCCAUAUAACAGCAAAAAGUUAAAUAGAUAGUUUAAAAAAUCCCGAUGCCAUCCAUUUAAUAAUUUUAGACAUUGAAAUAUGGCACCUUAAUGACUCCCAUUAGCAUGACAAAUCCCAUGAUGUUCUAUUUCUAUUUUUUCCGUAUUUUUCAGCUGAAAUAUUUAUUCCCAAAAAUCGUUAGAUUUUAAAACCGUACCGUAACAUAUCCGAUAGUAUAGUUUUAUGCAUAGUUACGUUUGUUAUUUAAUAGGUAAUAUUUUAGAAAAAUUGCAAAAUUUUAGUUUUGUAACAUAUCAGUAAAGUGUAUAAACAAUCAGAAAUAAA